GAGCCACGUCAGUGAGGCUCUAGUUCAGUCUUUAUCUUCAGACUCCAAACUGAAGGGACGGACACUCAUGGCAGAAAGGCCCAUGUAACUGAAAGAAAGUUUGACAUGAAGCGAGUAGUUUGAUUAUCACCAUCCUUGAGUACAGGAGGAGAAAAGUGGAUGUCUGCAGCAUGUGCUACCCGUGGCACUUGAAAAAACUGCUCUCAAAAAGACAGCUCCAGCUCCAGGUAUUCAAUGACAUCUUAACGGGGUUGCUGUAAAGGACUAAUGCCUAAACUGUCUCAGCAUGGCCUAUCGAGGAGGAGGUGGGCGCCGCCAUGGUCCCUCAGCGGCAUUCCACCCUGUUAGCCCUGGACGUCUUUUCACAUGUAGAACUCCUACUCAUAACAUAUGCAUGGUGUCGGACUUUUUCUACCCGAAUAUGGGAGGCGUGGAAAGCCACAUUUACCAGCUCUCUCAGUGCCUGAUUGAAAGAGGACACAAAGUCAUAAUUGUCACCCAUGCUUAUGGAAAUCGAAAAGGCAUCCGUUACCUCACUAAAGGCCUCAAAGUCUAUUACUUGCCUCUGAAAGUUAUGUACAACCAAUCUACAGCCACAACCCUCUUUCACAGUCUGCCUUUGCUCAGGUACAUAUUUGUUCGAGAGAGAGUCACCAUAAUCCACUCACAUAGUUCCUUUUCUGCCAUGGCCCAUGACGCCCUCUUCCACGCCAAGACAAUGGGGCUCCGUACAGUCUUCACGGACCAUUCCCUUUUUGGAUUUGCUGAUGUCAGCUCGGUGCUUACAAACAAGCUUCUAACUGUCUCUCUUUGUGACACAAACCACAUAAUUUGUGUCUCUUACACUAGUAAGGAGAACACUGUGCUAAGAGCAGCACUGAAUCCUGAAAUAGUGUCCGUCAUUCCUAAUGCUGUAGAUCCUACUGACUUCACUCCAGACCCAUUUAGAAGGCAUGAUAGCAUAACUAUUGUUAUUGUCAGCAGACUUGUUUACAGAAAAGGUACUGAUUUGCUUAGUGGUAUAAUACCUGAACUCUGUCAGAAAUAUCAAGAUUUAAAUUUCAUAAUUGGAGGAGAGGGACCAAAGAGAAUAAUUUUGGAAGAAGUACGGGAAAGAUACCAGCUACAUGACAGAGUGCGUCUCUUGGGAGCCUUAGAACACAAGGAUGUUAGAAAUGUCUUAGUUCAAGGACAUAUUUUUCUUAAUACUUCCCUUACUGAAGCAUUCUGCAUGGCCAUUGUGGAAGCAGCCAGUUGUGGUUUACAGGUUGUAAGUACCAGGGUUGGUGGAAUUCCCGAAGUACUUCCAGAAAAUCUCAUUAUUUUAUGUGAGCCUUCUGUAAAAUCCUUGUGUGAAGGAUUGGAAAAAGCUAUUUCCCAGCUGAAGUCCGGAGUAUUGCCAGCUCCAGAAAAAAUCCAUAACAUAGUAAAGACUUUCUACACCUGGAGGAAUGUUGCGGAGCGAACGGAAAAAGUGUACAAUCGUGUGGCAGGAGAAACUGUGUUACCAAUGGACAAACGACUGGAAAGACUCAUGUCUCACUGUGGCCCAGUAACAGGCUGCAUUUUUGCUUUGUUGGCCGUAUUCAACUUUCUCUUCCUCACUUUCCUGAGGUGGAUGACUCCAGAUUCUCUCAUUGAUGUGGCAAUUGAUGCCACAGGGCCAAAGGGUGCCUGGAUUAAUCAAUAUCCUUAUAGUAGAAAACGGGGCAGGAAUAAAACCAGGUAGAAGAAAGCCUGGAUUGGAAGAUUUUAAAUAUUUGUAACAGUGCUAUUAUAUUAAGCCUAUUGAAAAUAACCUUGCUUUUCCCCUUUUUUUAAGGUUAAUUUAGUAAGUUGUGCUACCUCUAUAUCAUUCAAUGUUUUACUUUGAGGAAAGAUAACUUAUGCAAUUCCUGAGUGUAGAAACUUCUUGCACUUAUUUAAAAUUUAAGAGAGAACCUAUUUAAGUCACUCAGGUAUGAUAUUUUUCAGAUUUCUGAAAUCCUUCUAGCAGAAAUGUUUUCACAUAUUUUGGGAGCUUUGGGUGCUGAAGGGCCAAAUGUUUUCUGGGCAUUUUUUUCUUUUGGCCAAUUUAAAUGUUCUGCCAUUAAUUAGAUAUUCACCAGAUGUUUACAAGUUUCCUUUAUGGAAGUACAACAACCCUAUGAACUAUUUUAAGUCAUGUCCAUGCAACUUUAUUAGAUAUUUAAGUCAUGUUCUUAACCUUUUCUUGGGAACACUCAGUAAGUGUUACAUAUAAUCAGCAGGUUUCUUGAAUAAAAGAAGGUCUGUCAGGUACUAGCCUGCUUUAAGCGCCUACUAUGUGUAGAACAUUGAACUAGACACUUUCUGCCCUGAAGGACCAGGGUGCUUUCACUGUUUACCACUCAAAUGGCUCACUUCAUUGGGGUCACUUGACGUGAAAUGGUAAACCAUACAACAUGCCAAAAAUGCUCAUGCUUUUAAUGCCACGAAACAGUUGCCGAUCCGCUCAGAGUACUUUGAUCCUGCUGUGUGCAUUCUUCUAGGUAGAGCCUUCAUUUUCAGUUGCGUUUAUGAAAAUGCUGUUUGCUUUUUAAGUACUAGGGACCGAUACCACUGUUGAUGAGAGUGCAGAGACAAACCCUCCACAUCUUUCAGUGCAUAAUUUAGUUCUCUGUAAAUGCCUUCACGUUUUCCGAGCAGAAUGUAUGAGAUGUGCCAUCUCAAACUCAGCUGCUACCCUGUACCUUUGGGAGAAGUCACUUCCCUUCACUUGUGGCCUAGCUGAUACCUGAUAAGUAUUGUCAGUGUGCAAAAAAGUCUUUACCCCAGAAUGUUUUUUCCUGGUGAAUUGAGUCUGAAAAUUUAAGGAAUACAAGUCUCUUCGUGGAUGGAUGCGUUGUUAACUGUAAUCGUUGCCCAGAGCCAUGGGUUUUAAAACCCCAAAUUAUCCACAUGGUGUGUCUUACUGAACUCCUUUGAAUAAAUUUUUGUGAUAAAGGGUUGAAAUGGAAAGAAAAGAGGCACGUGUGGGUGCACUACAUAGAUUCUGGCAGUAUUGUGAUUGUGUACAGGAUUUUUUAAAAUGACAAUAUUUACACAACUUUUUAAAGAGUAUCUUAUCAUGCCUAUUAACCAGUUGCCACUGAUAUAAAGAAGUAUAUUCGUGUUUCAUACUAAAACACAAAUGCAAGAGUGCAAUUUUUAAAUCUAGAAGUUAGGAGUUCUUUAGUUAAAGAAAAAUGGACUGACCCAAACCAUUAAAUCUUAUUGGGAUUUUUAUGCACAGAAACUGACUUAUAUAAAUAUUGAAUAAACAGUGCCAAUCUUCACCAUAAAGUGAGAAACUAACGUUUGGUUUUAUUCAGCAAUUUUCAAAGGCAUACUUUUUUUCUUAUAUUUUUGUUUCUUGGCAUAUUAUUUUCAAAGUCGUUAUUGUCAUUUAUUUCAGGUGGACAUAGGCAUUAAAGUUCUUGCACGUAAAAUAUAUAAUUUGCAAAUUAAAAUUAUUUUUCUUUUUUUUUGACAAAUGGAAGUAAAUUUGCUAGUUCUACUAAAUCAUUUUCAGGCUUCCCAGAUACUUUAAUUGAAACUGUCAGUGUUGCACUGGUCAAUAUGUGGAAACAUAUUGUUCUACCCUCUACUUACAUUUAUUUGCAAGUGAAUUUGCAGUAAUGAGGAUUUUAUGCAAAAUGUGUUUCUUAUGAUGUUACAAAAAGUAGCACUUGUAAAACUGAUUUAUGAAAACAUUCUACAUGUCCUAGAAAAAUAAAGACCAAAUUAACAUUUUCACAA
This is a messenger RNA of Myotis brandtii (Brandt's bat), 3759 nucleotides long. RefSeq names its product phosphatidylinositol glycan anchor biosynthesis, class A (gene PIGA). The transcript has 6 exons. The coding region runs from base 287 to 1729 and encodes 480 amino acids. Lineage: Eukaryota; Metazoa; Chordata; Mammalia; Chiroptera; Vespertilionidae. Gene Ontology annotation, cellular component: glycosylphosphatidylinositol-N-acetylglucosaminyltransferase (GPI-GnT) complex. The record is from RefSeq and is a predicted model, not a curated record. Gene Ontology annotation, biological process: GPI anchor biosynthetic process. Gene Ontology annotation, molecular function: phosphatidylinositol N-acetylglucosaminyltransferase activity.